Molecule: messenger RNA, 3035 nt
Organism: Temnothorax curvispinosus
Lineage: Eukaryota; Metazoa; Arthropoda; Insecta; Hymenoptera; Formicidae
Gene: AkhR
Product: gonadotropin-releasing hormone II receptor
Exons: 9
Coding region: 1041-2315 (424 amino acids)
Biological process (GO): G protein-coupled receptor signaling pathway
Cellular component (GO): membrane
Molecular function (GO): G protein-coupled receptor activity; peptide binding; adipokinetic hormone receptor activity
Source: RefSeq, a predicted model, not a curated record
UUUAAAUGUGUGUACAACUUUCGUAAGUUUCUUAAAGUCUUGCAACGCAAGAUACUUUAUUUUCGUUGUUAGAAAUACUGUAACAUUGUCGUUAGAAAGCCAGUGAGAAAUGAUAGCGUUAACUAACAUCUAUGAGAAUCUACAAUGAAACCUCCGAAGAUAUAUUUUCGUUUCCCUAAAUAUCCAUGUACCUAUAUCCGCGUACGAUUCAUUCACGCUUGGUCUCUCUGCCUCCUCCGCCACGAGUCGUCACUCCGGUUACACUCCGGUUGUGUGCUCGACCGACGGCACGUUAGUCUUAUCAGCAAAGAUUUGACACUUGACCCUUGACGCUGACCUAAGUAUUGGCGGGUAAAUCGCGAGCAUUCCGCGGGAUCGGCAGUCCCGCGUUGAUCAUCGCGCGCUUAAUUAUACUGGUGCCGAAUUCCGUCGUCUGGCAGCCGUCGAUCACGUGCAGCAUCAUCCGCAUACGCGAUCGCAUCCCCCCGCGUUACGCGAAAGUCGCCGAUACCCGACUACGGCGCGUCCGACCGCGACGUAGAAGGUGACCGAUAAACUCGCCUCUCCUUUUUUUCUGCCCCAUUUUUUUUGCGUCUCGCCGCGAUACGAGAUUUUUUCUCGGCUGUCGAACCGAUGUGUACGACCAGCGUACGCGAUAAUCCCAGUCAUCCCAGUUUAAGAAAACAGAUUGAGGCCACGCACGUGGAGAAUACGCGCUCGCGAUUGUCGCAGGUGCACUCGCGCGAGGGUGAGACGGUGCGCGCUUUUUUCCGGAUUAUUCGCGAGAAUGAGAUAAUCGUGGCAGAAGUUCACAUUUCCACGAAGAAGCUGUGCUGAAUCAAUUAACAAUCGCAAUUUGUUGAAAGCCAAUCGACACUUUGCACCAACGCGACGGAACAAUAUUAAUCUUACAUUGCCAGUCAUAAUUAUUAAAAGUUGUAAAUUGCGGUUUACAAUUUGAAAUCUGGAGUUAGAGGAACGUCAAAAGUUAACGGACAAGAAUAAGUUGAAGUUAUAACGAAGCUGCGAGAUUACAUCAAAUGAUUGAUAAUUUGAUCUUCAACGACAUGGGGAACAUAAUGCAAUUAGGCGAGACCGAGGACGAGGAGAGCCUCAAGUGCAACGACACGGCUCACGCGGAACUGCCAAUCGAGUUGCGCUUCAACGACGGCCACUUGGUGACGAUAAUCACUUACAGCAUCCUCAUGGUGAUAUCGGCCAUUGGAAAUAUUUCCGUGCUGACCAUAAUAAAGAAACGAAAGUCCAAGUCCCGGAUACAGAACCUCGUGAUGCACCUGUCGAUCGCUGACCUCUUUGUGACAUUCCUGAUGAUGCCGUUCGAAAUCGGAUGGGCGAGCACAGUGUCCUGGGAGGCGGGAGACGCGAUGUGUCGCAUAAUGGCUUUCUUCCGGACGUUCGGCCUGUACCUUUCAUCCUUCGUAAUAGUCUGCAUAAGCAUAGACAGAUAUUACGCCGUGAUGCGACCCCUCCAGAUACUAGAUGUUCACAGGAAAGGGAAGAUACUGCUGAUGCUCGCGUGGAUUGGUUCCGUACUUUGUUCCCUGCCACAGAUGUUGGUGUUCCAUCUCGAGACGCAUCCGAAUCAUACCUGUUAUACCCAAUGUAUAACGUUCAAUAUCUUUCCAUCGUACAUGCACGAAGUUUCGUACAGUCUGUUCGGCAUGGUGGUGAUGUAUUGGUUCCCCCUGAUCGUAAUAUUCUACACUUAUACCAGUAUUUUCAUGGAGAUAUGCCGUAGAUCCAAGGAGAGGAACGAAGACAGAAUACGUCGUUCCUCGAGCGGUUUCUUAAGUCGAGCGCGAGUGCGCACUUUAAAAAUGACGAUAACCAUUAUCGCCGUUUUCCUUAUCUGCUGGAGUCCUUACUACGUGAUGAGCGUUUGGUACUGGAUCGAUCGACCGUCGGCCCUCGAAGUCGACCCACGCAUUCAGAGAGCUCUUUUCUUCUUCGCGUGCACCAACUCCAGCGUGAAUCCCAUCAUCUACGGUAUCUUCAAUAUACGCCAAAGAAACAAGGCAAAGCUUCAGUCCUAUCCUCUUCUAAGGCCCAUCAAUACAACCAUGGAACUUCCGGUCGUCGCGUAUGCCAGAGAUUCCAUUUUCACCGUUUUCAUAAUAGCCCUGCCGGUCCUCUUUAACCCUCCGACUUCAUGUAACAGACGUUUAUCGCAUGAUCGUAAUGGCGCCGAUGCGUACAGCCACCAUCGAGACCCGGGUCACGCCGCUGUCUCUAUCAGUCAAACUUCUCGAUUGACAAUGAACGCAACGUUCGCCGGCUCGAACAGAUGCGUCUAAACCGACAGCGUUGGUCCCGCAAAAUGUCCGUGUCCUUUUAUACGAAAAUCAUGUUUCGGCAUGUAUAAGUAUAACGCUAUUACGAACUGCGCCUUACGGUCGCAUCUACGGCGCCGGAUACCGUCCAAACGCGAAAACGCGGACCAGUGCUAUUAAAAAGUACCUGCCAGAUGCGUGAUGAGAUUAGGCAAGAUGAAAAAGCGCCUGUAAUUGAUCAAGUCGCGCUCGACGCGCCCGACGGCGAAGAGGAUUCUCUGACGAAAUUGCGCGACGAAGAUGAAAAAGAACGGAGAUUUUCCCGGGUGAACUCUGUGCACUCGUUCAUCUCUGUAUAGAUGUAUUUAUUUCGAAGUUAGAUAAGAAUCUUUAAGAAAAUUCUCUAGACUAAGUUAUUUUAUACGUAUUUGUUACGACAUAAGCAAACGUUGCAAAUGCAACGAACGUGCUUCGUUGGGUAUGUGUUCUUUCUUUUUUAUAUAUAUAUACUUUCGCGACACAAGGUUGUGCAAACAAGUUACGUAAGCUAUUUAUACACCGCUUAUGUUCCGUAUAUUUUUAUAAAAGGAAGAAAAAUAUAUUGAACAAAAUGCACGUGUUUGCGUUUCGCGCAAAUCUCUUUCGUUACUUAAAAACCUUUAAAGGAUAAGCUCGCGUGAUCAAUCUUGUUUCUAUCUAUAUGUUUUCUGUAUAAAUAAAAAGAUGAAAUAAUUGUAAUUUAUA